UCGCCCCGGGUCCGGGCAGGCACCGCUGACGGUUUGUCUCGUAAAUAAAAACGUGUCAAUGCAGCCUGUGCUGAUGGGGGAGGGGGAGCGGGGGAGGAGCCGCCCCCGCUGGGGCUGCCAAGGGGCGAUGGGCAGGUGAAUGCGGCCCCUUAAAAUCCGUCUUGAGGGGCGGGGCGGCUCCUUUAAGAAAAUGGUGCGCGGCGCCUUUAAGGGGGUGUGUCACGUGCGCGGUCAUGUGAGCGGGUGGGUUCCAAGAUGGCGGCGGGCGCGCGGCUGCCGCUGCUGCUGCUGCUGGUUGGGGUGGGGGCCGGGGCCGGGCGGCGGGUGUCGAUGCAGUACAACCCCGGCUGGAACGGCUCCUCCGUCAACCUGCUCCACGUGCGGGCGGUGGGGCGGGGGGGACACCCUGCACUAUGUCUGGAGCAGCAUCGGGGCCCCCGCCGCGCUGCUGGUGGCUACGGCGAGCGGGAGCAGCGCCCUGCGCCUCAACUGGACCCGGCUGCUCUCUCCCGAUCCCACCGGCGCCGUCUGGAUUGAGCCCCCCAGCAGCGUGGUCUACUCCACCGCCGUUGUCUUCACCAAGGUGUUUGAGUACAGCCAGACCAAAAUGCUGGAAGAGCUCUUCUACCCCACCUACGACCUGUCGGACUUUUCCUGGGACAGCGUCAAUGGCACCCUGAACCACACGGCCCUGACGGCCGAGUUCAAGGGCGUCCCGGCCACCGACCCGGGUGGCAGCUUCUCCAACGGCAGCCUGGCCUUUCGGGUGACAGCCUACGAGGUGGGUGGCCGUGACGGGCCCCUACCCAGCCUCCUGCACACGGCGAACAGCUCCAAAGUGGAGUUUGUCCUGGCCGGGGUGGCUCCACGGGGCAACAGCUCCCGCUUCGCACUGGAGGUGGCCAUGGUGGAAGAGCCAGGGGUGGCGCAGAAGCUGCGCUCGGCGCGUUCCAUCGACGAUGAGUACACUCCCACCAUCUUCGAGAUGCUCUCCCUGGUCGCCGAAUCCCAAAAUGACAGCUCCCCGCUCAGCUUCCUGCAGUGGAAGGCGACAGCCUACGGCUCCCAGACCCCGCGGCGUGAGGACAACAUCCAGUGCCGGUCCCACAGCCUGCAGGCGGCCAACUGGAGCCUGCCCGUGUCCAGCCUUGUCCGCGCCUACUUCGGGGAGGAUGUGGGCAGCACCUACACCAUCAGCGCCAUCAACAUUUCUUUUGGGGGAGAGGAUGGGCAGGUUUACCAGGAGAAACGCUACCUGAGCUGGUCGGUGCUGCUGGGCUUCGGGCAGCCCCCCAAGGACACCUUCUCCCCACUUGUCAUCUCCAUCAUGGCCGUGGCGCUGGGCACCCCCAUGGUGAUGCUCCUGGUGGGCAGCUGCGUGGUUUUCUUUGCCCAGAGGAAACGCUACUCCGAGUACGAACCCAUCAACUGAGCGGGACGGUCUCUGGAGAGACCUUCAGGAUCCUUCUUGGCACCAGGAAACGACCGCGGCCGCUGCAGCCUCCUCUCUGCCCUCCCUGCGGUCCAGGCUCGGAGGGGACCGGGGCACCGUUUGCAGCAGCUCCCACAUCACGUAUUCCCCUGUCCCGUUCCCUCCUCCUGCCCAGAUCCUGCACCCGCUUACACUUCUUCCUCUGCUUUUUCCUGAUCCAUCCAGUGAAGUGACCGGGGAUGGCUGCUCAGGGUUGCUCUGAGCCGCGGAAAAAUCCCCCUUCUCCCAAGGGAUAAAACCACUGUCGUGUCUGCGGCCACGCAGCAGCUGGGCCUGGCUGGGCCGUGUCCCGGGCUGCCUGGGGGGCUCCAACCUGGAGGAGAGGGCUGGGGACUGGUACUGCCCCUGCCAGCACACAGGGUGCCUUCAUCUUGCUGUGCAGGGGGCAUCCCAGAACUGCCCGCUCGCCCCAGCUGGGGCUCACAAGACCCCUCGAUCCCCACCAGGCACCGGCUGCUGGUACAAAAGGGAAACCCAGUGCCGCUUUGCCGCAGCUGCUUGAGCUGGGAUAAAUCCUGUCAGCCCAAAAGGUGCUGAGCUGGCCUCGCUGGUGGUUAACCGUGGCCGGCUCGGAGGUGCUAUCCAGCUGCUUGAAGCCACGAGGCCAGCGUGGUCUGCGGCUGCUGGGUGCUGGCGGAAGGUCCCACAUCAGUUGGGGCUGCGCCAGGAUUUCACGUUCUCCAUCGCUGACUUUGGCUUCAACCAAAUAAAGCGGAUUUCCAGAA
Messenger RNA from Falco peregrinus (peregrine falcon), 2217 nucleotides. RefSeq names its product glycosylated lysosomal membrane protein (gene GLMP). The transcript is spliced from 6 exons. Gene Ontology annotation, cellular component: lysosome. The coding region runs from base 140 to 1432 and encodes 430 amino acids. The record is from RefSeq and is a predicted model, not a curated record. Lineage: Eukaryota; Metazoa; Chordata; Aves; Falconiformes; Falconidae.